AUGAUAGUUGGAUUGCUCAGUGGUAUUCUUGCUAUGAUUACGUUUAAAAAUAAACGUGUAAGAGAUGUUGGUUGUAGUCUCUAUAUUCUAGGUUCAUCAAUGACUACUCUAUUUACAAUGAUCAUGUUCGGAUUAAAAUUUUGGAUACUUAUUCUUGCACAAAUGGCAUUUAUAGUGAAUAGAUCUUUUUUAUCUUUUCAAUGUUAUUCAAUUGAUUUUCUUCGUCAAAUUUGUCUUAAUAUGAAUCAAUGGUUAAAUGCAUUUGUAGCUAUCGAAAGAGCGAUUAUGAUACUAAAAAGUACUCGUUUUAGCAAAACAAAAAGUAAACAAAUAGCUAAAUUAGCGAUAAUUAUUCUUUUAAUUUUUAUUAUUGGUACUACUAUUCAUGGUCCGAUGUAUCGACGUUUAAUUGAAGAAGGCGAAGAAAAUGAUAAUGAAAAACGAAUUUGGUGUAUUGUUACUUAUUCAUUGAGUUUAGAAACAUUUAAUUCUUUUAUACAGAUUUUUCAUGUUUGUGUUCCAUUUAUGAUCAAUCUUAUAUCAGUUGUUAUUCUCAUAACGAGAAAAACUCGUCAACAAUCAACUCUUCAAACACAUCGAACUUAUAAACAAAUUUUACAAGAACAAUUUCGACAACAUAGACAUUUGUUUCUUGCUCCAGUCAUAUUGGUUAUACUUACUUUACCACGUUUAAUUAUUUCGUUGGCAUCGAAAUGUAUGCAAUCAGUUAAUGAUUCCUGGUUAUUUCUUAUUGGAUAUUUUAUUUCAUUUAUUCCACCCAUGCUUACUUUUGUUAUAUUUAUAUUACCAUCGAAAUUUUACAAGAAAGAAUUUCAUAAGUCAGUUGUUCAAUAUCGAACUAACGUACAGAGACGUUUACAUCUUAUUUUACAAAGGUAA
Messenger RNA from Adineta steineri, 900 nucleotides. NCBI's taxonomy places the organism in Eukaryota, Metazoa, Rotifera, Eurotatoria, Adinetida, Adinetidae. The record is from the annotation of a GenBank genome assembly.